UUUUUGUUACAAAAGCAGGAAUGAAGAUAGACUAGCACCCCCCAGUCCCACUCCCUUAAGUCAAGGCUCAUAUUCUGUAUAAAACGCCAGCUGGCCAGAGACUUCUCACCAGAUCCAAGAGGCCAAGCAACUCGAACUUUCCUGCACACCAGGUUCAGACAUGAGUUCCUACCAGCAGAAGCAGCCCUGCACCCCACCCCCCCAGCCUCAGCAGCAGCAGGAGAAACAGCCCUGCCAGCCUCCACCCCAGGAUCCACGUGUUCCUGUACCCAGAGACCCACACACAAAGGUUCCACAAACUGACAGCACCAAGGUUCCUGGGCCGGUCUACCCCACCAUCCCUCAACCUGGCGACCCCAAGGCACCAGAGCCCUGCCCCACAACGGUUGUUCCAGGCUCAUCCAAGAAGAAGAGCAUGAGUUCCUACCAGCAGAAGCAGCCCUGCACCCCACCCCCCCAGCCUCAGCAGCAGCAGGUGAAACAGCCCUGCCAGCCUCCACCCCAGGAACCAUGUGUCCCCCAAACCAAGGAGCCCUGCCACCCCAAGGUGCCCGAGCCCUGCCACCCCAAGGUUCCAGAGCCUUGUCCCUCACCAGUCAUCCCGGUACCAGCUCAGCAGAAGACCAAGCAGAAGUAAUGGGGUCCACAGCCAAGCUCUUGAGGAACCAACUACUGGAUGCUGAACCCCCACUUCUCCCGUUCUGAUUAUGAGUCCCACUUGCCUUGCAAUCAGCAUGCUGUUACCCUGAGUCACAGACCUUAAUUUACACACUAAAAACAUGCUAGAAGGCACGUUGAGCCUCUAACCCUCUGAAUUAGGCUGAGGGUCUGGGUACCUUAGAACUUUACCUAUCAGCUACUCAGGAUGCAUCUGAAGGGGGACUUGAGGUGAAAACAUGUGGCUCAGCUUUGUUCUUCCCUCAUUAAAUGCAUUUUCAAUUCUAC
This is a messenger RNA of Sus scrofa (pig), 945 nucleotides long. Its product is annotated as cornifin. Lineage: Eukaryota; Metazoa; Chordata; Mammalia; Artiodactyla; Suidae. The record is from RefSeq and is a predicted model, not a curated record.